Gasterosteus aculeatus aculeatus (three-spined stickleback) is the source of this 2242-nucleotide messenger RNA. Its product is annotated as arf-GAP with dual PH domain-containing protein 1. The record is from RefSeq and is a predicted model, not a curated record. Gene Ontology annotation, biological process: positive regulation of GTPase activity. NCBI's taxonomy places the organism in Eukaryota, Metazoa, Chordata, Actinopteri, Perciformes, Gasterosteidae. Gene Ontology annotation, molecular function: phosphatidylinositol-3,4,5-trisphosphate binding; phosphatidylinositol bisphosphate binding; GTPase activator activity. Gene Ontology annotation, cellular component: intracellular membrane-bounded organelle; plasma membrane; cytoplasm.
UUGAUUAUUAUUCAGAGAGAGACACAGAGAUAGAGAGAGCAACGGAUCGGAUCCUCCAGUCUCGUCCCCUCUUCCCUCUGCUUAACUGUGAGGUGACAGGUGAGCAAGUCAGUCAGUCAGCCUGUCUGUCUGUCUCCAGCAGCGGAUGUUCUUGCUCCGGCUUCUUCCCGCUGCAGCGAGGCUGGACGGAUAAGCGCUGACCAUGUCGCUGGAACCGGAGGGGAGCAACCGGCUCCUGAGAGACGUGCUGGCGAGACCGGGCAACGAGACGUGCGCGGACUGCGGCAAUCCAGAGCCGGACUGGGCGUCGCUGACAUUGGGUGUGUUUGUUUGCCAGGCCUGCUCGCUCCUUCACCGGAGCAUCCCCCACAUCAGCAGGGUCAAGUCUGUACAGGACACGUGGGACGCCAGCGAGGUCGAGUUGAUGGCUACUACAGGAAACAAUGCAGCCAAGGCCAAGUACGAGCAGACGGUUCCUGCUUUCUACUACAGACCAACACACUCUGACUGCAAGAUGCUGAGAGAGCAGUGGAUAAGAGCCAAAUACGAGAGGAAUGAGUUUGAGUUUAUCGAAAAACAGGAGCCUUACUCUGCAGGGUACAGAGACGGGUUUCUAUGGAAACGAGGACGAGACAACGGUCAGUUUCUCAGCCGAAAGUUCAUCCUGUCAGAGAGGGAGGGGGCGCUGAAGUACUUCAACAAGCAGGAUGUAAGUGAGGCCAGGGAUCCCAAAGCGCUGAUGAAAAUCGAGACCCUCAACGCCACCUUCCAACCGGCCAAGAUUGGCAACCCCUGCGGCCUCCAGAUCACCUACUUGAAAGACAACAGCACAAGGAACAUCUUUGUCUACCACAGUGAUGCUAAGGAGAUGGUCGACUGGUUCAACGCUAUCAGGGCGGCAAGGUUCCAUUACCUACAGGUUGCCUUUCCUGGAGCGAGUGACGAGGAGCUGGUGCCCAAACUGACCCGUAACUUCAUGAAGGAAGGAUUUAUGGAGAAAACAGGUCCAAAGCACACCGAGGGCUUCAAGAAGAGGUGGUUCACUAUGGACGACAGGAGGCUCAUGUACUUCAAAGACCCUCUGGACGCCUACGCCCGCGGCGAGGUCUUCAUCGGCAGUAAGGAGAACAGCUACACCGUCCUGUCCGGCUUACCCUCUUCCACCCAGGGCCACCAUUGGAACCACGGCAUCACCAUCGUCACGCCGGACCGGAAGUUCCUGUUCGCCUGCGAGACCGAAGCCGAGCAACGGGAUUGGAUAGCCGCCUUCCAGCGGGUCAUCAAUCGACCAAUGAGGCCGCAGGAAUACGCAGUGGAGGCCCAUUUCAAACACAAGCCUUGAAGACGGCGGGACGCCACGACUCAGCCGGACCGGCCCAGUCUCAUUCAGAUCAGAGACAACCCCAGUGUGUCAGCGGACGCCAUGGCUGGAGGGGGCGGGGGGUGGGGUGGGGUUCACUGGGACGGACAGGAGGAGGGAGGGGACGAGAGACAGAGACAGAGGGGCUCGAACCCAUCUGUGUGUGGAGAAGUUGAACUCUAACGGGGGCCGAGGGCCCAUGGAGGGGCUGAAACGUCGGGAACGUGGAGCCAAAGGGUCGACGAUGUCAUCACGAUUGCGCCUACCAAACUUUGUGCUAUACACCAUCACACCUACCUUUCAUCUGCCUUGUGGACCCCUUUCCCUGUAACCUAUUGUAAUUAUGUAAUCUAGAGUCAUUUCACUGGUCGCUUAACAAAGACAAUGCAUUGUUGAUUGAUUGAAUGUACAGUUUUGAUGACAGUGGCGUUAUGUGUGCGUGCGGGUGGAGUCGUGAUGUUUAUCGUUGAGGACGCUGUGAGGUUGAACCUCUGGCACUGAGACCCUGUUAAACCUGAAAUCUACAAAGUGCUGUUAACAACAAAUAUGCAUUAAACACACACACACAAACAAACUCCGAGUGAUCACCGUAGCUGUCGACGUAGCUGGAGGUGGCUGAUCUGCAUCCAAACGGGGUUCUUCAGCGACCUCAAUCUGACAGCUGUUCUCUCGUCGACAGUUAUCGCUACUUUAGAGGAUUGUAAUGUGUCAGGAUUGUAAUUUAUACAACACUUCAACUAUACAACUGUUUUUAUUUGCAUUGUGGAUCUUGUUUUAAAGACACAUUGUUGUGUUGACUCUGAUCACAGUGGGAGUUUGUUUCAUCAUGAACAUCUUAAAAUGAAUACAGAUGAAUCUGAAAUAAAGAGGCAUCUAGUGUUU